Molecule: messenger RNA, 2625 nt
Organism: Dreissena polymorpha
Lineage: Eukaryota; Metazoa; Mollusca; Bivalvia; Myida; Dreissenidae
Product: BTB/POZ domain-containing protein 6-like
Exons: 3
Coding region: 67-1371 (434 amino acids)
Molecular function (GO): protein binding
Source: RefSeq, a predicted model, not a curated record
CAGCAAUCAUUAUUAUCAAAAUCACGAUAGACAAGAGAGGUGAAAGUGACUGCAGACCAGACGGCAAUGGCAACACACUGGCAAUAUGCGGAAUCCUUCGGCGAAACGAACCUUCAGAUGUUUGAAAAUGAGGAUCUAUGUGACAUCACAUUAGCAGCCGGAAAUGAGCAGAAACAGAUCAAAUGUCACAGAUUCAUUCUCGCCAGCCGUAGUCCAGUUUUCUAUGCCAUGUUCUGUGGUACAUUGGCCGAAUCCAAAAAUGUUAUUUGCGUUCCAGAUAUUGAGCCAGCGACACUGAAAAAUUUAUUACGGUAUCUGUACAGCGGUAAUAUCGAAAUACAUGCUGAGACAGUUCUUUGUCUGUUGUACGCUGCUAAGAAAUACGACAUGCCUAAGCUGGAAUCCCUUUGCAUGUCAUUCCUCAAUGAAGGAAUUGAUACCGAAAGCGUUUGCACAAUCCUCGACCAGGCCAUAUUGUUUGACGACGAAGGGCUGAAAUCUAAAAGUUUGGACCUUAUAAUGACGAAGUCCGAGAGCGUUUUAAAAUCAAAUGCGUUUGUUGAAAUGUCAAAGUCUGGAUUACAGGAGAUACUUAAACUAGACGCAUUCAGUACCAGUGAGUGUGAACUGUACGUUGGAUGUAAACGCUGGGCUGCUCAGCGAUGUAGAGACGCUGGGAAACAGGCAACAGGUGAACAAAUAAGGCGGGAGCUUGGAGAUGAGCUCAUUAGCCUCAUUAGGUUCCCGACCAUGACAAUGGACGAGUUCAACGAUGUUGUAUCAACUGAAAACGUAUUAAACACAGAGGAAUUACUCAGCGUGUAUCGCAGUAUUACACAAAACAAAUGCGUCUCAAAAUGUAUAAACAAUCCUCGAUUUGGUUUUACAAGAUGUUUGUUUGUAAGAUGUGUACGCGUUGACAGCCCUAGGCAACGUGGGUAUUUGACACUAUGGGGGGGUAGGCCGCAUGUCCUCUAUUUUACAGUGUCUAAAGACUGUUACCUGACUGCAGUGGAUAUGUUUUUGCCGGAUUCUGAAGAUUCUGCGACUGGUGUGCUCGAAGUCAUUGAAGGUACUACAGUAAUACAUUCUCAGAAUAUUGCGUUGCAUUACCACGAAGGCAUUGAGCAUUUGCUCGUUAAUUUAGAUACUAGUAUUCAUCUUCAUGAGUCGCUUAAAUAUUCUGUAAGAAUGCAAAUGAAAGGUUCACGUGGGUUUUGUUGUGCUUCAGCUAGAAACAGUAUAACGAUGGAUGGUUUGACUAUGACGUUUAUUGACUUUAUGUCACUUAAUGAUACUAACGUUUCAAAAGGGCAGUUUUAUGGGUUUGAACUUUUAAUCAAAACAAACGAACAAAAUACUGCAAAAUGAUAUCAAAUCUAUUUAUGAAAGUACGUCUCACUGUAUGGUCCUUGUAUAAGAGUAGUGAUACGUAAAUAAAAUAAUAUCCUUUUGUGUACGGUCAUAUAUUAACGGAAUGAAUUGUAAUUGAGCUACGUUAUAUGACAUUGAUAAUUAUGUGAGUAUCUUGAAUCAGAUACAUAUGCAAAAUAUAUUAAAACAUGGUUAUGGCAAAAGCUGCGUUCAGUUUUUGUCAGGUGUUAUGUUCCUUCCCUAAUAUAUACAAAGUGAAACUCCAGCUUUAUCAGCAGGACAUACAUUUUAUUAUAACAUGUGAUCCUAUAUUUAUUUAGUCGAAAUGAACAGCAUAACAUAAAUUGUUUUAAUCAAUUACUAUUUUCAAGUACCAUUCGAUGAUGUAACUUCACAUAUGAACUACAUUUUUUAGCCGGAAAAUCAUGUAAGAGUGAUAUGUUUUUAUUAAAUAAGCACGUAUUUGUAUUUUUAUUAUUGGUAAAACCAAGCUCAUAUCAUAUCGCGUUAUAAGUUGCAUUGAUCUUCCAAUAAACAACAAGUCAUUAUUGAUUUUAUAUUGACAAAGAGGAAUUUAUAAUAUGUAAGUGUCAUUUAAAUAAAAUACGUUAUGAACUGAAUGAAUGCAUAACGCUCUGUUGAAAAUUUAACGUUUAAUUGUAUGUGCAAUAUUUUGCACUAUGUAGAUGAUAUGUAUUACUUUAUCGUUUACAAAGAUAAGAAACGCCAUGUUAAACUAUCUUAUAACUAGAUUAAUACUUAAUAUUUGAUAUGUAUUGACACAUUAUAACACACGCGUCCCCGUUCUUUGUGUUAACCACAUGACACAGUUGAACAACAAAGCGCCUAAAUGUGACCUGGUAACAGGAUAGCUUCAUUGUAUACAAUAGUUUGUUGUCCAGUCUAUUCGACUAAAUUAUUCGGAUAAGAUAAUGAAUAAACACAUCGCCGGAGCCCACAGUAUUACACAAUAGGUUCAACAUUGUCCUCGUAAAUAUUCAGUGCAAAUCUAAAGAUAAUCGUAGCCGAUUCUAAAAUUAGCUAAUACAUAGUGAGCACUUUUUGAUAUGGAUAAUUUAAGGCAUCUGUUUAUAUAUUGAUGUAUAAAACACCCAUAUCAUCAAAAGUAUAACUGUAACAGCUCAAACACUGUUAGGGUAUUGCUACAUAUUUGGAAAAUCGUUUUUUUUUAUGUUUUAUUCAUAUUUUGUUUUGCAGAAUUGUGCGUAUAAAUGCGAAUGUCCAAAUGUG